Brassica oleracea var. oleracea is the source of this 517-nucleotide messenger RNA. RefSeq lists its product as uncharacterized. Bases 42 to 323 code for a protein of 93 amino acids. The record is from RefSeq and is a predicted model, not a curated record. NCBI's taxonomy places the organism in Eukaryota, Viridiplantae, Streptophyta, Magnoliopsida, Brassicales, Brassicaceae. The transcript has 4 exons.
ACACUCGCACUCGUCUUCAAAAUAUCUCUCUGACAGCGAUAAUGGCGGAAUCACCGGCGCAGAGUGGUGCGGAGCUGGUUGCUCAGCAAGCUGAAUCGGAUCUGGCAUCUCUCGUAUUCGAAAUGUCGCAGCAAGUUCAGGCGGGGAUGGAGAAUAUGCUCAAGUUGGUCAAUGAGAUCGAUCAAAACUCAGUUGGAAUAAAGGAGGAGAUUGAGAAAUCAAAGGACUAUGCAAUGGAGAAGAAAAGGGUUCUCGAGGAAGAGAAGGAACAGUUCCAGAAAGCUGCUUACACCAUCCUUGACAUGUUAAGCAACCGAGGCUAGCUAGAUGCGGUACCAAUCAGAGGAGGGGAUGCAUGCUCUAUAGAAAGAAAAAAAACUUGAUCAGGUAAAGAAAUAAUAUAAAAUGUCCAAAAAAGAUUCACUGGCUUGGUUUUGUAUUUAGAUUUGACGUUUGCUAUUACCAUAAACUUUUAACAUGGAGUGGUGAAUUCAGAAAAUACAAGUGGAUGACUCUA